ACUGAACCACUGCUCCAGAGAGGUGUUCCCUCUGGAUCGGGCGCUUCCCAGUCAGUCGUGCCCGCACGGCUUAGCCUUCGUUCUGGAUAUUUUAUGGCGCUUACAAAAUGCACCGCUAAGCAGAAAUACGUCUAGAAAGUCAAUCGUCUGUCUGCUAUUUGGCCUCGAUUUAAAGCACUAAUGUCCCCACCCCUGUAGGUGGAGGGAUGGUAGAGGUCCGCUGGAAGGUUGCCUCUGGGGAGUUUGUUACACUUGGCAGAGGAGGGGAAUAACCAUGCUCUACAGUGCGCUGUUAGUUCGCAGUUACCGCACACUACAGUAGCAGAGAGGAUUCAUGCACAGGGAAAGCAAGUGCUCUGUUCUAUUGUGGGAUUAGUCAAUGUAACAGCAGCAGUGCCGAGAAAGCAGAAACUGGGCUACUUCUAGCCGUAUCUUCUUGCGCGGUCCAUGAUUGCUGGGAAGAUGCCCGUGAGAGGAGACAGGCUAUUUGUCCAUCAGUUCUCUCCGCCUCAUCACGGCAACAAGAAUUUGUCAGCAUGGCUUGGGGCCUCUAGCAUGGAAGAACUCAUAUGGGAGCAGUUCACAGUGACCUUGCAAAAGGAUAGCAAAAAGGGAUUUGGCAUUGCUGUCUCUGGAGGCAAAGAUAAUCCCCAUUUUGAAAAUGGAGAACCUUCAAUUGUCAUCUCAGAUGUGCUUCCUGGAGGCCCAGCAGAUGGAUUCUUACAAGUAAAUGAUCGUGUGGUUAUGGUUAAUGGGACACUUAUGGAUAAUGUGUUCCAUGCAUUUGCAGUUCAGCAGCUACGGAAAUGUGGAAAAACAGCCGUCAUAGUUGUGAAAAGACCUCGAAAAGUUCAGGUGACUGCAAGAAGGUCACCUUCUCCUGAGCUGGACCCUAGAGAUAUUGAUGCUGUAGACGAUGAUGGACCCUUUGAACACAGAAGUGCUUACAGUGGCUACAGCGAGAGGAGUUGGCAUAGUGGAAACGGUCAUCACAGUAGAGAAUCGAGUCCAGACAGAGGCUACAGCAAGGACCAGGAAAGAGGUCGUUCCUACGACAGGGAUCAAGACUGGGUUCGUGGGCGAAGCCGGGAGAGGGAUCUGGACGAUGAGCGAGAAUACAGGCGGGAGCGCAGUAGGGGUAGAAGUCUAGACCGUGACCAGAGUGAGGAGCGUAGAUACAAAAGAGAUCACAAAAAGAGUGUGGACAGAGAGGAAUCCUUUGAACGCAGCUACAGUGGAGACUACAGCCCAGACCGAGGCAACGGCAGGAGACUAGCACCUGACUACAGGAGUGAGAGGGAGAUGCCAGUGAAUCGUGCUCGUGAUAGGCUUCAGUCCCACAGUCCUUCACCUGAACCACACAGAAAAUCUGCUGCAGCUCACAAGGGACAUGAUAAGCCCAUCAGUGUUUUGCUUAGUAAAAACAAGCCCAGUGAAGAAUAUGGUUUGCGACUUGGAAGUCAGAUUUUCAUAAAAGAAAUGACAAAUACAGGUCUUGCAAGGAGAGAUGGAAACCUCCAUGAAGGAGACAUUGUUCUUAAGAUUAAUGGCACUGUCACAGAAAAUAUGUCUCUAACAGAUGCUCGAAAGCUAAUCGAGAGGUCCAGAGGGAAACUUCAGCUUUUAGUGCAGAGGGAUGCCAGCCAGACCCUUAUCAACAUCCCUGCACUAGAUGAUAGUGACUCUGACAUAGGAGACAUUUCUGAUAUAGAAUCCAAUCGUUCCAAUUCACCUCUUGAAGACAGCAGAUUGCAGCAUUCUGACUCUCAUUCUUCCACUGAAAAGCUGAAAGAAAAAAGCAGCUCCAAAGAGGACCCUCCCAACAGAUUAGCUAAAAUGGGAGCCAUGCCUACUCCAUUCAAAGUAGUUGGCACAACAGAAACUCCUCCUCCAGUCUCUGUUAGCUCAGUAAGCUCUGAGAAUAUAAAGGAAGAAGAACAGGAAGAAGAGGCACCAGUAGAACUGCCUGUAGCUGCUCCCAAGGUGUUUCUGCAGCCAAGCCCAGAAGAUGAAGAAAUAUAUGGACCUGGCACCAAAAUGAUCAAGUUUGUUAAAGGUGACACAGUUGGCAUGCGACUGGCUGGUGGAAAUGAUGUUGGUAUAUUUAUUGCUGGAGUGCAGGAGGGCAGUGCUGCUGAACAGCAGGGUCUACAAGAAGGAGAUCAGCUGCUUAAGGUAAAUACUCAAGACUUCAGAGGCAUAGCUAGAGAGGAGGCAGUUCUCUACCUGUUGGAUGUCCCUAAAGGAGAAGAAGUAAUUAUUCUAACCCAGAGCAGAUCUGAUGUGUACAAAAACAUACUUGCCUGUGGCCGGGGAGACUCAUUUUUUAUAAGGACACAUUUUGAAUAUGACAAAGAAGCUCCACAGUUUUUGUCAUUUACAAGAGGCGAGAUUUUCCGAGUAGUUGAUACACUCUAUGAUGGGAAACUUGGUAACUGGCUGUCUGUGAGGAUUGCCAAUGAGCUGGAAAAGGGCCUCAUUCCAAGUAAAAGCAGAGCAGAGCAGUUGGCCAGUGUUCAACUUGCUCAAAGAGGGGCCGCUGGAGACAGAGCGGAUUUCUGGAAAAAUCGGGGCCAAAGAUCUGGAGCUAAAAAGAAUGCAAGGAAGAGCCGUGACGAUCUGACUACUGUUUCCGCAGUUAGCACUAAGUUUCCAGCUUAUGAAAGGGUACUGCUUAGAGAAGCUGGCUUUAAAAGACCAGUUGUGGUAUUCGGCCCUAUUGCUGAUGUAGCAAUGGAAAAACUGGCAACUGACAUGCCAAGCCUGUAUCAAAUUGCCAAGACUGAGCCGAAAGAUGCUGGCUCUGACAAGUCUUCUGGCGUUGUGCGGCUGAAUACAGUGAGAAUGAUAAUUGAGCAGGACAAACAUGCAUUGCUGGAUGUGACUCCCAAAGCUGUGGAUCUCUUGAACUACACACAAUGGUUCCCUAUAGUUGUGUUUUUUAACCCAGACAAUAAGCAAGGAGUGAAAACCAUGAGACAAAGGCUGUGUCCCACAUCGAACAAAAGUUCCAAAAAACUGUACGACCAGGCAGCUAAACUCAAGAAGACAUGUGCUCAUCUCAUUACAGCUACUAUCAACUUAAACUCAGCCAAUGACAGCUGGUAUGGCAGCAUAAAAGAUGUGAUCAGGGAACAGCAGACCCAAGCAGUCUGGGUAUCGGAAGGAAAGGCUGAUGGAGGAGAAGAGGAGGAUGACCGCAUGUCAUACCUAACAGCAAUGGGAGCUGACUACCUGAGCUGUGACAGUCGUUUAGUCAGUGACUUUGAGGACACGGAUGGUGAAGGUGGCGCAUACACUGACAAUGAGCUAGAUGAGCUUGUUGAUGAUCCACUGCCUGUUUCCGCCAUUAGCCGUUCAUCAGAACCUGUGCGCCAAGAAGAGACUAUAGCUAAACCUGUGCCAGAGCCACGAGGCCAGAUGAAAAAAGCUGGAAGCAGAGAAAUGCUAAGGGAUCCUAGUCCACCUCCGACAUUCAAGCCAGAACCACCAAAGGUAAAAGCACAAAGCAAAGAUGAUAUAUAUGACUUGCCACGCUCCUCUGAGGCAAAUCGAAGCAGUUCCAGUGUAGGCAGCAGUGAGAUCUCAGGAGGUUCUGCCAAGGCAAUUCCUCCACCCACUGCAGCUAAGCCUGUGUUUCCAGGAAAACCCAUUUUGAAGGCACCAGUUACAGUUCCCUCUCCAGGGACAGAAGAAGUAGCCCCCAUCAAGGAAGAAGCGAAUGUUCCCAAAUCUGUCUUAGGAAAAGUUAAAAUAUUUGAAAAAAUGGAUUUCAGUGCAAGAGCACAAAGGCUACAAGAACUGCAAGAGGCUCAAAAUGCAAGGUUGGAGCUCGCCCAGAAACUUCCUGAUAUUUAUGCUGUGCCAGUAAAGCCACAGAAAAAUGAACAGAAUCGACCACAGCCGACAAGUUCUCGCCCACCAGAGCCUCAAAAACCACCUUCCAGAACCUACCAAGAUAACAGAGCGAGUUAUGGGAGCGAUGAGGAGGAAGAAGAAUAUCGGCGUCAGCUGGCUGACCAAUCAAAGCGUGGAUAUUAUUCCCAGCCUUCAAAAUACAGAGAUACAGAGUUGUGAAAAUACUGCAGACUACACUUUGGACUUCACUGCAGAGGUGAUUAAUGGAACAGACUACUUAUGUGUGGGCUGAUACUGUAAAGUCUUAUAGACUGCGUAUAUAUCAGGAAAUCACAUGUAACAUGGUAGUAUACAUCUCAAUUUUUGUUGACACGUUGGAGAUAUGUGGAAAUGUUUUCAUUAUACAGACAUUGGAGUUAUUCCUUAUGCUAAACUGAAAAUACUCAACAUUCAGAAAAUGUGUAAACAGAGUUAGACUGCCUUCUGUGAGCUUUUCUCAGUCUGCUCAUUCAUAUAAUGCUGGGGAAAUAUAAGCCAAUAUUCCCAAACAAACUGAUGCAAUUGAAAGUGGUUAUGGUGGAUGUAGUUACUUUUAUGCAUGGACGUGACAUUCCAAAAUAAUCGUUUUGUAAGUGCCUUGCUUCAGUAACAUCUUACAUCAAGGGUGCCUGGCAUGUGGCCAUAAAACUGCUGUGAAGUAUAGCUGCUGCUGAGGAUGCUGGAAGCUAUAGUUCACAACAGCUGAGAGGGCUUCCUAUUUGACAUCCCUAAGGUACAUGUUUAUUGCACUAUGACAGAAGCCUAAGACAAUACUGAAUAGGCAAUCCAAAGUUCAUUUGUGUCUUUUUAUGUAAUAUGAUGCAUGAUGAACUGGUUUAAAAUUAGUUAUUAAAGUUUUCUUGUCAGAUCAUCUGGCUGUUACAAAGUCGGGAAUGUAAAUGCUUUUGCUAUUCUAUAUAAAAUACUGUUCCUGUAAACAUAAACAACUGACAAAAAUAAAAUCGUAUUUUUCUUCUUUGUUGA
Molecule: messenger RNA, 4881 nt
Organism: Xenopus tropicalis (tropical clawed frog)
Lineage: Eukaryota; Metazoa; Chordata; Amphibia; Anura; Pipidae
Gene: tjp2
Product: tight junction protein 2
Exons: 23
Coding region: 448-4077 (1209 amino acids)
Cellular component (GO): plasma membrane; bicellular tight junction; nucleus
Molecular function (GO): kinase activity; nucleotide binding; ATP binding
Source: RefSeq, a predicted model, not a curated record